CUCUUCGCAUGAUGUAGGCUUGCUUGAUAGAAUUCAGCAUUGAAAUGGCUGUGCUCUUAGCUUUUUGAUAAAUUUUCCUAUGACUACACAUACACGAUUUGAGUUUCUCGUGAGAGAAGUUUAAUAAGCCGGUGAUUGCGAAGUAACCACCAUAUUUCGAAAGAGGGAAAUCAAAUCUACAGUAACUUUUUGUGGAACAGCAUAAAGAUGGACAAAAUACCAGUGGUAAAAGCCUUCCUCACUGGAUAUGCUGUGGCGGUUUUUCUUUCAAGCACGAAUCACUUGGCUGAAUCCAUUGAAUUUUAUUUUGAGUGCCUCGUAUUAUGGAAUCAACUAUCAAUGAGUGAACAGUAUUCUGCAGUGAUACUGAUCGAACGUUUAUUACGACAAAAGGUUAAGGAAGGAGUACAAUUCCUCGUGGUACGUGGUCUUAAAUUUUAUGAUCUCGGACAAAUCAAAGAAUCAAUCACCUGCCUAGAAAAGGCAUUGUACUUCUACGAGAAAACUGGUUCCAGAUUGAACGAGGCAUGGUGUCACUGCCACUUGGGUAGAUCGCUUUACAUUGCGUGUCAGUAUGAAAGAGCUAUGGAACAUUAUCAAAGGGCUCUUGGUAUUAGCGAAAUAUCAAGAUAUGAAAAACAAAAUCUCAAGGGAAAGGUUUAUAACAACAUUGGUGAGGUAUAUAAUGCUCUUGGAAGUUAUGAAGAGGCUCGUCAAUAUUAUGAGGAAGCAUUUAGAAUAAAUAAGGAAAUUGGAAAUGAGCCAGAGCAAGCGAUAUACUACAACAACAUGGGAGUAAUGAAUCAUAACUUCCUGGGAAAUCUUGAUGUAGCACUUUCUUUCCAUGAAAAAGCUCUUGAGAUUCGUAAAAGACUCAGAAACAAAAAACCGGAAGGAACAUCAUAUAACAAUAUUGGUGGAGUGUACGAGGCUCGUGGUGACUACAAAAAGGCAUUGGAAUAUUACGAAAAAAGCCUUGAACUUGGUGUACAAAUUCAAGACAGAGUCGUGGAGGCAACUAAUCUGUAUUUUAUUGGAAAGGUUUACAUGAAACUCGGUCAGUUUCAAAAAGCCAUCGAAUAUCUUGAGAGAGCCCUUCAACUCAAAUCAGAAGCAGGUGUCAAAAAGGCUGGAGUUCUCACUGACCUUGGAUAUCUAUUUAUGUCCCUUGGUGAUUAUGGGAAAGCAAGUUUGUAUCACGAAGAAGCCAUAAAAUUGUGCGAAGAUUUAGGGGAUCUCCAAGUCAUGGGAAAAUGCUAUAGCAAUGCAUCCAAGCUAUUCCAGAAUCUUGGUGAAUAUGAGAAAGCCAAGAGCUAUUUAAAAAAGACUAUCGAUGUUGACGAAAAAACUGAAAACAAAGUGGACCUUGCCAGCACCUACAACAAUAUCAGCACUUUUUAUAUAUCUGAUGGUCAAUACCGUGAAGCACGCGAAUGUUUAGAGAAAGCCCUAGAGAUCAGUAGAGAAACCCAACACAUACGAAUAGAGAUAGGAGCCUUAAACGGUAUGGGGAGCUUGAAGUUUUCGCUUGGAAAAUAUGAACAAGCUAUUGAGUACGCCGAGGAAGCACUUAAAAUCGCAAAAGAGAUUGGUGAAAAACUAAGCGAAGGGUUUUGUUACCUUCUCCUUGGUGAUGUAUAUUUUGCUCAAGGUCACAACGAGAAGGCGAUCUUGUAUAAGAGCAAAGCACUUGAGAUGAUGAAGGAAACUGGAAAGAAAGAUCAAUCGCAAAUCGAUGUUCUUUAUGAUUUAGGCCAUGCAUAUUCCUCUCAGAGAAACUUCUCAAAGGCCCGUGAAACCUUGCUUGAAAGCAUAAAAAACCACCAAAGUACUCGAUCUUCCCUUAACGAUGAAACCGACAAGAUUUCAUUGGAUGGUAGGAAUUGUUCUUGUUAUGAAUCUCUUUCGUGGCUUCUUCUUCGCGAGACGAAUUUCAACCAAGCUCUUUUUACUCUAGAGCUCGGACGAAGUCGCGCUCUUGUUGAUCUAAUGUCGUAGAAGUACGGAAUAAAAAGGACUCCCGGCCUAAAUGAAGUAACUCUAAAUGCUUUUCAGGACUUUUUUAAAGAGCAGCAAAGAAACUUUCUCUUUAUAGCAGCAUUUGAAAUGAAAAUUUUCGCCCUGUGGUUCGUUGACAAAGGCGUAAGUGUAAAAUUCAGACUGGUUAAUGUAGACUUGGAAACAGAGCUAUCCAAAGAAAGUAGUGCUACUGAAGAGCCUGGGAUGGAUACAUCUUCAUCAACUUUGGAUGACAUUCAAUGCGAGGAUCGUUCAUUGGCCUCACUGUAUGAAAAUGAUCCAUUUGCUCCACUGGAACAAAAGUUAAAACCAAACAAAGGUUCCGUGCAAAAGCUUGGGAUAAAACAAAUCGGAGGAAAGUCAUAUCGUAUCUUUUCUUGCAUGUUCAAGUCGUACGCUGCCUUCAUUGCUCCCAUUUUUGACCUCAUAGACAGCUCGGAGAUCAUCAUAUCCAUAGAAUCUGGCUAUUUCUUGACACCUUUUGCAUCAUUAAAGGAUGACAAUGGAAAGUACCUUUCUGAAACUUUGAGGGUCCGCCUCAUCCCAUCACUAACGACACUGAAGCUCAUUCAUGACUCGCCAGCCAGCUAUCACUCUCAAAGUGGAGCUUUGAUCGUCGGAGAUCCAGCUGUUGGCCCAAUAGAGAUCAAUGGAUGUGUUAAGACUCUGGAUCCAUUGCCUAAAGCCAGAGAGGAAGCUCAGAUGGUGUCAAGGUUGGUGGGAGUGCCUUGUUUGAUAGGAGAGGAGGCAACAAAGGAGGAUGUCUUGAGAAGAAUCCAAGAAGUGAGCUUAGUGCACAUCGCUGCCCAUGGCGAUGAAGACACCGGGGAAAUAGCUCUUGCUCCCAACAAGUCUGUCGUUGGAGUUUCCAAGAAGGAAGACUUCUUACUGACAAUGAACGACGUAGCUCAAGUUGGUAUCAGAGCCAAGCUGGUGGUACUCAGCUGUUGUCAUAGUGCUCGUGGUAAGACAUUGAAAGCCGAAGGGAUUGUUGGAAUUGCUCGUGCUUUCCUAGGAUCCGGUGCUCGUUCAGUUCUGAUGUCUCUUUGGGCUGUGGAUGAUGGAGCUACAAAAGCAUUUAUGAACAUAUUCUACAAGUUCUUGAUUCGUGAGAAACUCAGUGCAAGUGAAUCUCUUCACCAGACCAUGAGAAAGAUGAGAGAGUCAGCUCUGUACUCUGAUAGGAAGUACUGGGCUCCGUUUGUCUUAUUUGGUGACGAUGUAACUCUCAACUUUUAGGGUGAUCAUGCAAGAGGACGAACCAGAACAUGAACAUCUCCAAAUCAAGGCCCCUGUGGUACAAUGAUGCGGUACAGCCUUGUGAAAGGACCACUUUGUACAAUACAAUGCUUGGGGGCCCUCGAAGCUGAGUCUACCAUGCCAAGUUGACAUUUUUACUUCAUUUCCUUAGUCUUCUCUCUUCCAUUUUUCUUAGAAUUUAGCCGGAGUAACAUUGAAAGGUGACUUUAUUUGAUGCCUUCCUAACCGUUUUUAACCACUUUACCCCUAAGAGUCUAGCUUUUAAUUUCUCCUCACAAUAUCACCCAUGAAUCACACAGUAAGGUCGAACCUCGUUCCCAGGGUCUCUCAUCUUCCUGCCCCUUGGAGCGAGAGAGAACAGACCUGGGGGCGGGAAGAUGAGAGACCCUUGGAACGAGGUUAAUUAAGGUCGUGAGAAAAAAGAGGAAGGGAUCACCAACUGAAGCUAGAAGCUCUUGAUUGUUAAACCAAUUGUCCUUGUUCGCACAUUAAGAAAUUUGUAGAGAGCAGUGUGGAUGGAGAAUAUCUAUACUGAUGUCAAGGUUUUAAGGGUCAGAAGCUUGAUUCUUUUUAUAUGUAGUUGUAAGGCUUGACCACAAAGGUUCAGAAAUUAUAUAUAAUGUAAUGAUAUCUUUAGCUUUAUUUUAGCUCUAAGACUGAAAACUAAAGGUGAUUUUGACUGGUUAAACGGUAACCAGUCAAGUCGCCCGUGAGUCAUCUCGCCCGGAGUCAUGUCAUGUCGCCCAAAGUCAUGUCAUGUCGCCCCAAGUCAAGUAAUCUCGCCCGAAGUCAUGUCAUGUCGCCCGAAGUCAAGUCAUCUCGCCCGAAGUCAUGUCAUGUCGCCCGAGACCUGAGUCAUGUUUAAGUAACUUGUUACAUUGAGUUGAUCAUAUUAAGUUUAACGGUAUUUUAGCAUUUCUUUGACAUGACCUUUUUUCUGUUAAAAUUUACAUUUUAAUACAGUAAGGUAGUAUCAAAUGAGAAAGUGAACAGUAGAAGUAUAUUUUGAUAUAAAAAGUUAUAAAUUUUCAUUGUCAAAGCUAGGUAGUUUCACACUCAUGGCCGCACACGAUAGAGACCCUCGAAAAUGUAACGAGCCUAGCUUUUUUUUGUCAAUAUUCAGGGUAAAACAUUUUAUUUCAAGGAACAAGAAUUAGGUUGUUGCCAUUUAGUAACGGUAUUUUAACUUCAGUGUGAUACGUGACCAAUAACCAAUUAUUGGUUUCAUUUUCAAAGAGUGAUUGUAGUCUGCAGUGGCCUCAGGUUUGCGACGGUUACAAAUCAAGAAUUUUGAAAGACUAGUAUUAGAUCAAUAUUAGCAUCGAGCAAAUGUGCACCCACUCCUCCCCAAACCUAACAACGAUAAACUGAUUGCAAUAUAUGGUUAAUGUUGGACUAGGGGAGGGGUGGGUGCGCAGUUGCUCAGAUACAAACAUUGACCCCUAUUAUUAUUUUUUUUGAGAAGUGAAUCAAAUGAAAUUCGGAAAGGAAAUUGCGUGAGUACGUUGUUUCCUGUUUUCUGCGUCAUGGGCAUAAGUCGAUGAUAAAAUGCGGUGAAACCACUUUACUGAGAUGUUGAAGAUAAUUUUUUUCAGAUUUAUGGUUGAUUCUAAUAUAAUAAUUUGAACGUAA
Messenger RNA from Stylophora pistillata, 4911 nucleotides. RefSeq lists its product as uncharacterized. NCBI's taxonomy places the organism in Eukaryota, Metazoa, Cnidaria, Anthozoa, Scleractinia, Pocilloporidae. The record is from RefSeq and is a predicted model, not a curated record. Gene Ontology annotation, molecular function: protein binding.